Molecule: messenger RNA, 206 nt
Organism: Racocetra persica
Lineage: Eukaryota; Fungi; Glomeromycota; Glomeromycetes; Diversisporales; Gigasporaceae
Source: the annotation of a GenBank genome assembly
GAGAUGUCUACAAACAAGUAACUUUUGCAGAUACUCUUGAAUAUAUCCAAAAUAUAGUAGCACAAGCAACAGAGGAAUUUGUAGCUACAGAAGUAGAAAAAAGAAUAACAAAAAGUAUAGAUGAGGCUAGACAAAGUCUGGUUGCAAAAGAAGAAAUGGAACUACUAAUAGAACACCGCAUGAAAGAACUAAAGCUAUAUAUCUGA